Molecule: messenger RNA, 1020 nt
Organism: Oncorhynchus tshawytscha (Chinook salmon)
Lineage: Eukaryota; Metazoa; Chordata; Actinopteri; Salmoniformes; Salmonidae
Product: GTPase IMAP family member 4-like
Exons: 2
Coding region: 1-1005 (334 amino acids)
Molecular function (GO): GTP binding
Source: RefSeq, a predicted model, not a curated record
AUGAGUCAGUAUGUUGACCAGUUCUCUGUUGUUACAGUGGGAGGAGAGACCUCAGAUACAGACCCCACACUUCCACUGAGGAGGAGACACAGCAUGGAGUUCAUUCCUCCAUAUAUGGGAGGAGAGAGCAGCAGUCCAGACUCCCCAGUGUCUCCCAGUGUGUCUGAGCUGAGACUGGUGCUGCUGGGGAGGACUGGGGCUGGGAGGAGUGCAGCAGGAAACACCAUCCUGGGCAGAGAGGAGUUUGGGGCCCAGGCCAGCCCCUCUGCAGUGACCCAGAGGAGUAAGAGGAGAGAGGGGGACGUGUGUGGGAGACGGCUGGUGCUGGUGGACACUCCAGACUGGUUCUGUCCUGGAGUCUCUCUGGAGGAGAUGAGACAGGAUGUGGGGCUCUGUGUCCGUCUGUCUGCCCCGGGACCCCACGCCUUCCUCCUGGUCAUACCAGUGGAGCCCUCUAAGGGGGAGGAGAGAGGGGUGCUGGAAAGAAUGGAGGAGAUGUUUGGGGAGGGGUUUUGGGGACACACUGUGAUAAUAUUCACCCAUGAUGAUGGACUGAAAGAGCAGAGCAUUGAGGAGUUUCUCCAAGCAGGAAGUCAGGACCUCCAGCAGCUUGUAGAGAAAAGUGGGAGCAGGUACCACGUCCUCAACAUUAAGGACAGGGCCCAUGGCACUCAGGUAUCAGAGCUGCUGGAUCAGGUAGAGGAGAUGGUGGCAGGAAACAGAGAGAGAUUCUACAGCAGUCAGACCUACCAGGAGGCAGAGGACCAGGUUAGAGAGAUGGAGGGAAAGAUCCAGACAGAGAGAGGAGGUAGGAAACAGAGGGAGGAGAGAGACUUGAGAGAGAGGCUUGAGAAGGAGUUGCAGGACUCUCUGAUAAAGAUAGAGGGAGUGAUCCAGGAACAUGAGGGAGAUAUCAGAACACUCAGUGAAAGAACCAGUGAACUGGAGAGACAGGUGAAAGAAGAGAGAGAUGAGGAGAAGAAAAAGAGCUGGAGAGGGAGCUGAAGAGGGAGUCUGAUA